Molecule: messenger RNA, 273 nt
Organism: Linnemannia hyalina
Lineage: Eukaryota; Fungi; Mortierellomycota; Mortierellomycetes; Mortierellales; Mortierellaceae
Source: the annotation of a GenBank genome assembly
AUGGACAACCCAAACCAGAGCCCCAGGAACGAAUACACUCCCAUCUCCGAAGAACGGAGACGCUUCCUCGAGGAGAAAUACAAGCGCAGGAACCUCGCCCCAGAAGCACUUAUCAUCCGCCCCGGUCUUCGUAAACUCCAUCUCGCCACCGUCAUCUUCGCCAUCGGCACGGCUGGAUACUUCACAUUGUAUGCCGACUUUGGCGACAAGGAAACCUGCUUCUCACCGGUACGCAACCUUACUCCACUCCCUUCCCCCUUACCCGCCGCCUGA